Messenger RNA from Spinacia oleracea (spinach), 3948 nucleotides. Its product is annotated as sister-chromatid cohesion protein 3. The coding region runs from base 209 to 3556 and encodes 1115 amino acids. Gene Ontology annotation, molecular function: chromatin binding. The record is from RefSeq and is a predicted model, not a curated record. Gene Ontology annotation, cellular component: nucleus; cohesin complex; chromatin. Gene Ontology annotation, biological process: sister chromatid cohesion. The transcript is spliced from 22 exons. NCBI's taxonomy places the organism in Eukaryota, Viridiplantae, Streptophyta, Magnoliopsida, Caryophyllales, Amaranthaceae.
UAAACAUUUGUUAAAAUUCGAAAAAAAAAGUUUAAGAGAAAUUGGGAAAUGGCGGGAGCUCAUCCAGAGCAAAAACUUCAACACUAGCAAGUUUCUGAUUUCACAAAGAUUGUAGAACAAGUUUCACAUUUUUCAAUUAAGCUCCACAUAACUGUCUCUCCCUACUUCUCCCGACUGUAAUUCCGGCGACGCCAACACCAGUUUAGUUAUGGAGGACGCUGCCGCUGCCGCUGCCGCUGCCGCCGCCACUUCCGAAGCUUCAGUUCGCCGCUCGAAACGAACUAGGGCUGGGAAGUUGAAUCGUGAACCUGUAGAACAAAGCCCUACUGAUCCCGAUGCGGAAGACUCUUUCGACGAUUUUGAGGAGGUUCGCCCCAAAAUCAAGCGGAACCGCGCUGUUGAGGCUUCAACCAGUGUUAAUUUCGAACAGAUUAGCUUGAUUGAGGCCAUCAGAGGGAGCAGGAAAAACAUACCUCCUGUAGUCAAGGUUUGGGUUGAGCGUUAUGAAAAGGAUCCUAAGCCAGCAAUGGUUGACCUUUUGGCUAUGUUGUUUGAGUCAUGUGGUGCAAAGUAUCGCAUAGAAGGUGAUCCUUUUGAGGAGACUGAUGUUGACAAUGUAGUGCUUGCUUUGGUGAACCUUGCAAGGAAGGGUGAAGUUGAGGAUUACCAAAGCUCAAAAAGGAAGGACUUCAAUAACUUAAAAGACAACCUUGUUUACUUUUGGGACAAUUUAAUCAUUGAAUGUCAGAAUGGACCAUUAUUUGAUGGGGUUCUGCUUGAAAAGUGCACAGACUAUGUGAUUGCUUUGUCAUGUACUCCACCUCGAAUUUAUCGUCAAGUGGCUUCUUUGGUUGGCCUUCAGCUUGUCACAUCAGUCAUCACCAUUGCGAAAAUGCUCGGAUCACAGCGUGAAACCACUCAGAGGCAGUUAAAUGCAGAAAACAAGAAAAGAGCAGAGGGCCCUCGAGCAGAGUCUCUUAAUAAGAGAUUGAUGACUACACAUGAAAAGAUAACUAUUAUGGAUGAGAUGAUGGACAAGAUAUUUAAAGGGCUAUUUAUGCAUCGAUAUCGUGAUAUUGAUCCCAAUAUCCGAGUGUCUUGCAUACAGUCUUUGGGUUUCUGGAUCUUGUCUUACCCAUCACACUUCCUGCAGGAUAGAUAUCUGAAGUAUCUUGGAUGGACAUUGAAUGACAAGAGUGCUGGUGUGAGAAAAGCUUCUGUUGUUGGAUUGCAAAGCCUGUACGAAGUCGAUGAUAAUGUCCCAUCCCUGGAUCUCUUCACCCAACGAUUUUCCAAUAGGAUGAUUGAACUUGCUGAUGACAUUGAUAUCUCUGUGGCUGUGUGUGCCAUAGGACUUGUGAAACAAUUGCUAAGGCAUCAGCUUUUACUGGAUGAUCACUUAGGUCCUUUGUAUGACCUGCUUGUUGUUGAGCCCCCAGAAAUUAGGCGUGCGAUAGGGGAGCUGGUUUAUGAUCACUUGAUUGCUCAGAAAUUUAACCGUUCGCAGUCUCACCCAAAAGAUAGCGAGUCUUCUCUCGUUACUCUUAGUCGAAUGUUACAAAUACUGAGAGAAUUCUCAAAGGAUCCUAUUCUAAUAACUUAUGUCAUUGAUGACGUCUGGGAGUACAUGAUGGCCAUGAAAGAUUGGAAGUGCAUAAUUUCUGCACUACUGGAUGAAAAUCCUUCAAUUGAGCUUACUGAAAUUGAUGCAACAAAUUUGAUCCGGCUUCUUUUUGCAUCUGUCAAGAAGGCUGUUGGGGAGAGGAUCGUGCCUGCUACUGAUCAUCGGAAACAAUAUUAUACCAAGGCUCAAAAGGAAGUUUUCGAAACCAACAAGCGGGAGGUGACUGUAGUGAUGAUGAAAAAUUACCCCCAGCUUCUGCGAAAAUACGUGGCUGACAAGGCAAAAGCUCCUUCGUUAAUUCAAAUUGUCUUGUAUAUGGAUCUUGAGCUUUAUUCCUUGAAGAGACAGGAACAGAAUUUCAAGACUGUACUUCAGCUGAUGAAGGAGGCAUUUUUUAAACAUGGAGAUAAGGACACACUUAGGUCUUGCGUAAAGGCUAUGAACUUCUGUUCAAUGGAGAGCAAGGGUGAGCUGCAAGAAUUUUCAAACAAUAAAUUGAAAGAACUCGAAGACGAACUUGUUGAAAAGCUCAAGAAUGCUAUGGAGGAAGUUGAGGAUGGUGAUGAUGAGUAUCCUCUUCUUGUGAACUUAAAAAGGCUCUACGAGCUUCAACUGUCGAGAUCUGUUUCUAUUGAUAAUUUGUAUAAGAAGUUUGCCUCUAAGCUUGAUAAUUUCAGAAAUGUAGACGAGGAGGUGAACUGUUUUCUGCUGCUUAACAUGUUUCUUCAUAUAAAUUGGUGUCUCUACUCCGUUGUGAGCUCUGAAUCUGUAAAUGAAGCGUCUGUGUCUUCUUUACUCUCUAAACGUGCUACUUUAUUGAAGCAACUAGAGUAUAUUUUCCCCCCUUCUCAAGUUGGAGUGGAAAUGAAGCUAGGAAAUCAGCUUGCCAUCAGAGUUUGUACAAUACUUGCUGAGCUCUGGUGCUUAUUUAGAAAAUCUAGAUUCUCUUCUACAGCACUGGAAAAUCUGGGAUUUCUCCCACAACAGUCUACUCUUGAGAAAUUUUGGAAACUUUGCGAGCAACAGCUUGAUGUAUCAAAUGAGACUGAAGACGCGGAUGUUAACAAAGAGUAUGUAGAAGAGACAACUCGAGAUGCUGUUGUUAUUGCUGCUGGGAAGUUGGUCACGAGCGAUGUGGUUCCCGUGGAAUACCUUGCUCCAGAGAUUAUAUCUCAUUAUGUAAUGCAUGGAAGCAAUAUAGCUGAGGUGGUUAAACAGUUAAUAGCUGUUCUAAGGAAAAAAGAUGAGAAUAUCUUUGGCAUAUAUUUAGAGGCACUUAAAAGGGCAUAUCAUCGGCAUAUGCUCCAACUUUCUAAAAAUGGUGAUAAAUCGGCUACGAACAAGUCCUUUCUUGAUUGCAAAGAACUAGCUGUACAGCUAUCAGGAACAAUCGUUGGUGCUGCUAGAAGUAAGCAUAGACUGGACAUUCUGAAAAUUGUGAAGGAUGGUGUAGAUUAUGCUUUUGCAGAUCCACCUCAGCGGCUAUCUUUCUUAGUUGGUGCUGUUGUCCCUUUUGUUGAGAAACUUCCAUCCACAGAUCUUCCUGACCUCUUAAGAAAUAUCGAAGGACGAACAGAAAAUAUAAAUACAGAUGAGGAUCCUAGUGGUUGGCGACCCUAUCACCUGUUUGUUGAGACCCUACAGGACAAAUGUGCAAAGGUGGAAAGUUUUGCAGGUGCUGAUGAAAAAGAAGCAGCAUCUUUAAGACGUCGACGCCGACCACCUAAGCAAUGUAAUCUCCAGGGGAAAAAGUUAUUUGAUGAGCAGAGUUCAAGUGGGGAAGAGGAUGCAAUUAGUUCAUCAGACCAGGAAGCUCCUAAUGAAGAAGAUGAGCAGGAUGAAGAAGAAGAGGAUGCUACUUUAAUUGAUGUACUGAAGUCAGCAUCAAAGUUCCGGUCCAAGAAAUUUUCUAGACCAGAGAACAGUGGUUAGUUGGAGAUCUGGACAAGUACCACAUAAUCUAACAGCUUUGACAACGUCAGGGACAUUGAACUACGGAUGGAGCAAAUUGCAACUGAUAUUAAGACCUAUCAUCUACCAUAUAAAUUUCGUGUCUGUGUUCUUGAGCAGCCCUUUGAUUUUGUAAAUGUAAAAGCUAGCUAGGGUUUGUCUAAAAUGGGUACUCUAUUUUAUGCUUGUAAAGAGUUUAUUUUUUCCUAGGUUGAUUACUUUUCUUCAUGCCAUCUGUAAAAUUAUACGAACUAUAAAGUAAUUUCUAAUAGCAUUCAGGUAGGUGUAUAGAACGAUGUACAGCCAUGUACUCGAACAAAUCUCCUGAUAUGGACUUAUCUAUGUUACUGCCUAUCUUGCUUGCACAUUCACAA